GCUUUUUAAUGGCUUGUUGGAGGUUGAAGAUCUUUCCCAGUGACAAAUCCUCUUAAAAUUAUAUUAAAAUAUUUCUCAAGUUACAGUUUAAUGGCGGCGUGUUGCAGGAAAUUAGCGUUUUUUAGCGAUAUGUGGUGUAUAUUGUGUGAGCGCGAGCACUUAUGCUAGCCGCUGGGUUAUUAGUGGUGGUGGUGUUUGUUUGUUUGUUUGUUUGUUGUUGUUGUUGUUGUUGUUGUUAGCUAGCAGCCAGGUUGCUCACUCAGCUAGCUAAUUAUGGAUACUUUCCUGGCUAGUUAGUGUUUAUAAACGUGUUUGCUUUAUUUGUACAGUGUUGUCAUUUAAGCAGGAGUGAAGUCCAGGUGAGCUCUUAUUUUUAUUUUUUAUUUUUAUUUUUUUGCUCAUGAUGAGUAGGAAACAUCAGCAUUACAAAGGAGCUGAAGUGAGCUGCUGUGUCAAAUACUUCCUCUUCGGAUUCAAUAUUAUAUUUUGGUUGCUGGGAGCAGCGUUCCUGGCUAUCGGACUCUGGGCAUGGGCUGAGAAGGGCGUGCUGUCGAACCUGUCAUCCAUCACGGAUCUGGGCGGCUUUGAUCCCGUGUGGCUCUUCAUUGUAGUCGGAGGGGUGAUGUUCAUCCUCGGCUUCGCCGGCUGCAUCGGCGCUCUGAGAGAAAACACCUUCCUGCUCAAAUUUUUCUCGGUGUUCUUAGGGCUGAUCUUCUUCCUGGAGCUCACUGCUGGAAUCCUGGCCUUCGUCUUCAAAGACUGGAUCAAAGACCAGCUGAACUUCUUCAUCUACAACAACGUCAAAGCGUACCGAGACGACAUCGACCUGCAGAACCUCAUCGAUUUCGCCCAGGAGUAUUGGUCAUGCUGUGGUGCCCAUGGACCAGACGACUGGAACCAGAACAUCUACUUCAACUGCACAGACCUGAACCCGAGCCGAGAGCGCUGCGGUGUGCCCUUCUCCUGCUGCGUCAAAGACCCGGCUGAAGAUGUUCUGAACACUCAGUGCGGAUAUGACGUGCGGCUUGAAGCAGAACUGGAUCGACAGCAGUACAUCUAUACCAAGGGGUGUGUGGGGCAGUUUGAAAAGUGGCUGCAGGACAAUUUGAUCGUCGUCGCUGGCAUCUUCGUCGGUAUUGCACUAUUACAGAUCUUCGGCAUCUGCCUCGCCCAGAACCUGGUGAGCGACAUCAAAGCAGUCAAAGCCAACUGGUGACGCCUGGCCAUGGACGGAGAGGUGAAACCAAGUGACCUCUGUGUCGUUUUUUUUUUUUGAAAUUUUAAAAACAGCGGAGAUUCACGUUCUUGCGUUCUCCUGGAGCUUUACACGCACACUAACGGUAUAAAUGAACCGACUCUUCUAGAUGUUAUUUCUUUUUUUUGUUCUUAAUACGAGAAUGCCGUCAAAAGAAGAAGAAAAGUCGGGAGGCAGAGCCUCUCUAUGCGUGUGGGCUUGUAUUUUAUUUUUUUUCUUCAGCCUGUGGAAAACUUUCCGGCUCCUAUGCACUUGUGGAACGUUAAAGCUCAGAUGGAGAGAGACGGAUCUGUACGAAGCCUUACUGCGAUGCGCACCGUGUAGACGACAGUCCGGUGGUGGUUCUUUUUUUCGGAUGUAAACGUCACGAAGCCGUCCAGACAGACGACUUUCCAGACAACUCAUUUCUUUCAACCACUACCGUCAAAGGGAUGGAGGAUGUUUUGUAAAGCCGUGUGACAAGAUUCUCCGUUAAUAUCUGGCUUCCGAGUCUCUUUUAAAAAAUAUAUAUAUAUUUUUUUGUAUGUCAUUUUUGUUUUUUGUUCAGCUAGAAUAUAAAUAGUGAUAUGCUAACAUUAAACAGAUCCUGUUACAAUAUGAACAAUGCUGCUUUAACUCUUAGAGGACUAUAGACCACGAUACUAACCAAGAAAUAUUUUACAUUUUAAACCAAGAGGGAGAGUCCACUGAAAUUCAAUUCAAGAGCCAAGCACUAUGACAGCCUUCAGCCUCCAGCACGUUCAUGCUUCUUCCUGCUGCCUGCCCUGCUUACAUACGCACAACUUUUACGUCCUACCAUAUCAGGAACGACGUGCACACGACGGGCUCCGUUUAUCAAGCUUUAGUAACGUCAGACUGAACGACGAAUUCCUGACGAGUUUUCGUUGCUCUCGUUUUAUUUUCUUCGGCCUCGUGUGUUGAUAAAUGCUGAUCAGUCAUAACUUAAGCUCGCGAAUGGCAGAGAAGUUUAACAUGUAGCCACACCCACAAAACUCCAUAAAAAGAAAGUUCACAGAAGAGCCGAACAACUCGUUAAAAUUUUUUACACUAAUGCAGCUCAGCCACUGCAGCGCCUCCGCUACUACAGACUCACAUGGACGCCGCCUUCUCUUCUUCUUUUUAUAGGGUGCGAUUACUUUUAUCCUAACGAAACGGCUAGUCUUCGUUCUCCGAGUUACUACAGAGCGACCAGGUUUCACUACGUUUUUAAAAUUUUUGCGUUUUGUGAAAAAUAUUUGACCGUAAUUCGUUUAUAAAAACUCGGGAGCUCUUGUAGGAUAUGAAAGGUGUUUUUUUUUUUUUUCCUCCCAAACGAACUGCGUUUCUUGUUCUUGCUAAUGAUUUCUAAAUUUGUUCUUAUCCCGUUUGAUCAAUGAAGCCCACCGUGUGACACACAACGUGGUGUGUGAAGCUAUGACAGCAAUGUUGUGAAGAGUAAUGCAAGCUUGAGGCUUGUAGCCACCAGUUUAGCCGUUGUCCAGAUCAUCACACAGUCCGAGAGUAAUUAAAGGAGCGAUCUGAAACGAUGCCUGGCUCCCAGUUUGACUUUAAAAGGAAGGAGGAGGAGCUAAUUAUAGAUUAGCCCAAAAUAAACUAAUCACACAGAGAUGGAGCCAUCUGUUGUUGAGAUAAUAUCCUGGGUCUUGGCAGAGACGCCCUGUUUUGAUUCGAUAGGAGUCAGAUAUGAAAUAUUUGGUCUAUUUAAUUCUCUGGCUAGGUUGAAUUAUAGCAAAAAUGAACCGAGACAACCAUUAGGAUAAAAGGUCAAUGCGUAAAUUUUACAGAUCGAUAUCGAAUCAGAUGAAUUUUGUUUUUGUGCACACCCUUAAAUGCUUAUUACAGGUUUAAUGAGACUUCACGCUGGUUUAUGACUCGCUGCUCGCUACACAAAUCUAGAUUACAGAGCUAAAAACGGUCUUACCUCCAUCUUGGUCGGGCUCAGUUUAGAGGCGUGGCCUAAAAUUCAAAGUGUACUGUGUAAUCCAGCUCCAGUUUGAGCACUGUCAUGAAAAUGUUUACAAAAGAGUUAAGUGCGGAGGUGCUAAUAUUUACGGUAUUUAGCAUGACCGACGAGGUGAUGGAGGACAAAUCAGCGCUCGUAACGAACGUGAAUCAAAUUCGGCUGAUUAGAAAUGGCUGUUUGAGAAAUAGAUUACCUUUAUUUUGCAUUGAUGAUAACGAUACAAAAAAAAAAAAAAAGAAAGCCGUAAAAUCGGAUUAGUUGGGCUCCUGAGUGGCAACGUGACGGAAAAGCGUUGGCCGAACGGUCAGGAGAUGGAGAAAUCCGAACAUGACGAUUCAUCAGCCGUCUAUAGCUGAGCAAAGUGAGAAGUGCUGUCUGGGUGGGUGGGGCAUACGCGCGAUCCCUUAUCAGUCACGCUGAUUUGAUUUGAUUUGAUUUGAGCCAAUCACAGGCGUCUCUGAGGUCAUGUAUGUGGAAGACGGCGGAUAGCGCUUUCCCCUUUUCAUUAAAAAAUAAAAAUAAGUGUUAGUAAUACAUACAAGUGGUGAGAUUUUUGCCAUGUUGUAAUCAAUUUUAUCAUCACGUACAGCUUUUUUUUUUUUCUGAAGAACGUUCGCACAUCUAUAAGUGUUCUUCAGGAAAGCGUUGUUGUAAUUAUUAUUAAUAAACCUGUAAUAAGCAUUUUCCUUCUCAUAUAAUCGUACACUUUUCGCCAGCUCGUGCGUUUGGAGUCGAAGGUGUGCUGAUCAGAGUCGAAACCAGUGACCACAAGCUUGCGUUAAUGUUUUACUUUUUACUUCAACCUCAUAGCUGCAGUGUUUAAAAAAAAAAAAUGUAAUAAAAUAAAGAAAGAAAGGAGCUCAAGACUCCAAACAUCGAGAGGAUUCUGGGUAAAGGGAACGCUUUUGUUGCUUUAAUUCCUUCCUAGUCUUCACACUCGACUACGUUUUGGUGUCUAGGGACCAUGUGUACACACACACACACAGCUUCUUUCUAGCCUCUGCAGGAGUGUGCACGCGUGCUCAGGCAUUUUAUUUCCCGAGAGGUAGAGCUGACACGCAGCAGGGAAGGGUGUAUUGGAGGAAUUUUACUAAACACGCUGCAUGUGUUGAAAGCUGUGCAUGUGCUUAUUAUUAUUAUUAUUAUUAUUGUUAUUAUUAUUGUGCUCUCGUUGGACGCCGUACACACCGAGCGUGGCGUCCAUCAUGGCUCAAGUUCUCAGCAUUCCGUCUGUUGGCGCGGCGGAGACUUUUAUGCACACACAAAGCCAACGCCGUAUUUCAGACCCCUGUUUAUUCCUCUUUUGUUUGUUUCUUUGCAGCAGAGUGGCCUUUCUUUCUCGUUCUCGUUCUCUUUUUUUUCCCCCCCUUUUCUUUUUGGAGUCGCAUCACGAAUGUAACGUAUUUCCUCGCCAAGCGUGAAUCGUCCAAGCGUUGACAUGUUGUCUGGGAUCACACGAUCGACAUUCCAGAUCAAGUUUACUUUUUUUUUUUUUUAUUAUUAUUAUUUCUGGGAGAAGCUGAUAUUCAUCAACCUUUUUAUUUGUCUUGGUAAUAAACAAACAUUUGAAUAAACCUUUUUAUAAACGUGUGUGUAUAUAAAUAUAUAGACUAUAAACGAUAAUGAGUUACUGCACUGCGUGUAGAUAUACACACUAAAGCCCUACAUAGGAACCGAGUGCACGCUACUAAAGCCACAUUCGUACUUUCCAAAACUAAGUGCCCCCCUUCCAUCCCACUUAUAGACUUUUUUUUUUUUAUAAAUCUGUUCUGUCAGCUUUAGGUACAGGAGAGGAUCAAAUGUUUGUUUUUUGUACAGCUCAUCUACUAUUUCUUGACCAAGAACAUUUUUGUUUUAUUCUCAAAGAUCUUACCUUUUACAUCCACCAUGUUUCUUCUUGAAGAAAAACAGUUUCUCAACGAACGUUACUUCCUUUCAAGCCUCGUUUUAAAUAGGAAGGAAAAUGGCUGACGUGAUGGAUGUGCUGGUUAAAACAGUGAAAGAGCUGUGAUGUAUUUAAGUUAUUCCAUGAAAUCGAGUCGUACAUGAGCUGAUAGCCGACGAUGCGCGUAGCACCGAGAUUGAGUGGAAUAACGGUUUUAUUCUAUCCACAUUCACUGGAUUUUGAGAAACGGAGCAUUUUUUUUUUUUUUGCAAAUUCAAUAAAAAAAGCUUUAUAGAAAACGUCCGACAAAAUCAUUUCCGCUUAGAAUGUAAAGAAACCGAUGAAAUGACAGGAACAGUUUGUGAAAAAUGCGAUAAUUUUUGAAAAUUAAAAAAAAGAUACUUUUUUUUUUUGAGGUUUUGUUUUCGAGUAGAUUUUAUUUCGUCCUCAGUUGGUUCAGCAACACACUCUGCCAUUUUGUUUUUCUCUAUUCACGGUAUUUGAGCUGAUAUCCUCAUAGUAGAGUAACCAAUCAGAGCGCAUGAUUGCUCAUAUCCAGUGAAUGUGGAGAGAAUAAUUAAGUUAUUCCACGAAAUCGAGUCGUACAUGAGCUGAUAGCUGACGAGGCGCGUAGCACCGAGAUUGAGUGGAAUAACAGUUUUAUUCUAUCCACAUUCACGGGAUUUUGAGAAACGGAGCAUUUUUGUUUGUUUUUUUGCAAAUUCGAUAAACAAAAACUUUAUACAAAACAGACGACAAUCAUUUCCGCUUAGAAUGUAAACAAACUGGCGAAAUAACGGGAACAGUUUUUGAAAAAUGUGAUAAUUUAAUUUUUGAAAAUUAAAAAAAAAAAAAGAUACUUUCACUUUUUUUUUGGUAUUUUUUGAGGUUUUGUUUUCGAGUGGAGUUUUUAUUUCGUCCUCAGUUGGUUCAGCAACACGCUCUGCCAUUUUGUUUUUCUCUACUCACGGUAUAUGAACUGAUAUCCUCAUAGUAGAGUAACCAAUCAGAGCGCAUGAUUGCUCAUAUCCAGUGAAUGUGCAGAGAAUAUUUAAGUUGUUCGACAAAAUCGAGUCGUACAUGAACUGACGAGGCGCGUGGCACCAAGUUGUCUAUAAUCCGUGUAUGAUGAGAUUGAGUGGAAUAACGGUUUUAUUCUAUCCACAUUCACGGGAUUUUGAGAAACCGAGCAUUUUUUUUUUUUGCAAAUUCAAUAAACAAAAGCUUUAUACAAAACGGCCGACAAAAUCAUUUCCGCUUAGAAUGUAAACAAACCGGUGAAAUGAGAGGAACAGUUUGUGAAAAAUGCGAUAAUUUUUGAAAAUUAAAAAAAAAAGAUACUUUUUUUUUUUUUUGAGGUUUUGUUUUCGAGUAGAUUUUAUUUCGUCCUCAGUUGGUUCAGCAACACGCUCUGCCAUUUUGUUUUUCUCUAUUCACGGUAUUUGAGCUGAUAUCCUCAUAGUAGAGUAACCAAUCAGAGCGCAUGAUUGCUCAUAUCCAGUGAAUGUGGAGAGAAUAAUUAAGUUAUUCCACGAAAUCGAGUCGUACAUGAGCUGAUAGCUGACGAGGCGCGUAGCACCGAGAUUGAAUGGAAUAACGGUUUUAUUCUAUCCACAUUCAUGGGAUUUUGAGAAACGGAGCAUUUUUUUGUUUUUGUUUUUUUGCAAAUUCGAUAAACAAAAACUUUAUACAAAACAGACGACAAAAUCAUUUCCACUUAGAAUGUAAACAAACUGGCGAAAUGACAGGAACAGUUUGUGAAAAAUGCGAUAAUUUAAUUUUUGAACAUUUUUUUUAAAAAGAUACUUUCAUUACUUUUUUUUUUUUUGGUAUUUUUUGAGGUUUUGUUUUUGAGUAGAGUUUUUAUUUCAUCCUCAGUUGGUUCAGCAACACGCUCUGCCAUUUUGUUUUUCUCUACUCACGGUAUAUGAGCUGAUAUCCUUAUAGUAGAGUAACCAAUCAGAGCGCAUGAUUGCUCAUAUCCAGUGAAUGUGGAGAGAAUAAUUAAGUUAUUCGACAAAAUCGAGUCGUACAUGAGCUGACGAGGUGCGUAGCACCGAGAUUGAGUGGAAUAACGGUUUUAUUCUAUCCACAUUCACUGGAUUUUGAGAAACAGAGCAUUUUUUUUUUGCAAAUUCAAUAAACAAAAGCUUGAUACAAAACGUCCGACAAAAUCAUUACCGCUUAGAAUGUAAACAAACCGGUGAAACGACAGGAACAGUUUGUGAAAAAUGUGAUAAUUUUUGAAAAUUAAAAAAAAAGACUUUUUUUGAGGUUUUGUUUUCGAGUAGAUUUUAUUUCGUCCUCAGUUGGUUCAGCAACACGCUCUGCCAUUUUGUUUUUCUCUACUCACGGUAUAUGAGCUGAUAUCCUCAUAGUAGAGUAACCAAUCAGAGCGCAUGAUUGCUCAUAUCCAGUGAAUGUGGAGAGAAUAAUUAAGUUAUUCCACGAAAUCGAGUCGUACAUGAGCUGAUAGCUGACGAGGCGCGUAGCACCGAGAUUGAGUGGAAUAACGGUUUUAUUCUAUCCACAUUCACGGGAUUUUGAGAAACGGAGCAUUUUUGUUUGUUUAUUUUGCAAAUUCGAUAAACAAAAGCUUUAUACAAAACAUCCGGCAAAAUCAUUUCCGCUUAGAAUGUAAACAAACUGGCGAAAUGACAGGAACAGUUUGUGAAAAAUGCGAUAAUUUAAUUUUUGAAAAUUUUUUUAAAAAGAUAUAUUUUCUUUUUUUUUUUUUUGGUAUUUUUUGAGGUUUUGUUUUCGAGUAGAGUUUUUAUUUCAUCCUCAGUUGGUUCAGCAACACGCUGUGCCAUUUUGUUUUUCUCUACUCACGGUAUAUGAACUGAUAUCCUCAUAGUAGAGUGACCAAUCAGAGCGCAUGAUUGCUCAUAUCCAGUGAAUGUGGAAAGAAUAUUUAAGUUGUUCGACAAAAUCGAGUCGUACAUGAGCUGACGAGGCAUGUAGCACUAAGUUGUCUAUAAUCCGUGUAUGAUGAGAUUGAAUGGAAUAACUUUUAUUCUAUCCACAUUCACGGGAUUUUCAGAAAUGGGGCUUUUUUUUUUUUU
Neoarius graeffei (lesser salmon catfish) is the source of this 8168-nucleotide messenger RNA. It is a transcript of the gene tspan17, whose product is annotated as tetraspanin 17. The transcript has 8 exons. Gene Ontology annotation, cellular component: membrane. Lineage: Eukaryota; Metazoa; Chordata; Actinopteri; Siluriformes; Ariidae. The record is from RefSeq and is a predicted model, not a curated record. Bases 401 to 1216 code for a protein of 271 amino acids. Gene Ontology annotation, biological process: protein maturation; regulation of vascular endothelial growth factor signaling pathway; protein localization to plasma membrane.